This is a messenger RNA of Mercenaria mercenaria, 1523 nucleotides long. Its product is annotated as RNA-binding protein NOB1-like. Gene Ontology annotation, biological process: ribosomal small subunit biogenesis; maturation of SSU-rRNA. Gene Ontology annotation, molecular function: RNA endonuclease activity. The record is from RefSeq and is a predicted model, not a curated record. Gene Ontology annotation, cellular component: preribosome, small subunit precursor. The transcript is spliced from 8 exons. Bases 47 to 1447 code for a protein of 466 amino acids. NCBI's taxonomy places the organism in Eukaryota, Metazoa, Mollusca, Bivalvia, Venerida, Veneridae.
CGGUAUUUGUAUUUCCACACUCUUUCAAAUCACGUGACUGUACAAAAUGGCGACCGUCAAACACGUUGUUUUGGACUCGGGAGCGUUUAUAAAAAAUGUUAAAGUCCAGGAUAUUGCUGAAAAUGUGUACACUAUACCAGAAGUGGUCUCUGAGAUUAAAGACAAGGCAACCAAACAGCGUCUUCAAGUCUUACCAUAUGAGCUAAUCUUCAAAGAGCCUUCGUCAGAUGCCAUCAAAAUUGUGACAGAGUUUUCAAAAAAGACUGGAGACUACAGGAGUUUGUCAGCAGUUGAUAUAAAAGUUAUGGCCCUUGCUUAUAUGCUUGAGAAAGAAUUUGUAGGAACAGAUCACAUAAAAACAGAGCCUGAUAAAAAGGUAGAAUGGAAUGCAUCUAAAAGACCCCUUGAAAAGGCCACUGAUAUUGCGGGAUUUUAUGUUAAAACUAAGAAAUCACCAAGUUCAAGAACUACUUCAGAAUGUUCUUCUGUCAAUCCUGAGGAAACUGACCUGAGAUCUGAUGACAUUCCGGACAGGUUUGCUCAGAAUAACCAGGACUCCAAACAGACAGCAAAUGAAAUACAGACUGACACUGUUAACACAGCUGACAGUACUAACAGUUGUGAAAUAAAAUCAGGAGGGUCAAAACAAAAUGUAACUGAAACAAAUGAAAAUGAUAAAACAGAAAUAGAUAUUAAAGAUGAACGUGAAAUGUCAUGUAAUAAGUUUGAAGAUUUAGAAGAAGGGGGUGUAAUUCCUGAUGACAUGAUUGGUGAAGAAUCUGAAAGUGAGGAGGAAGAUGAGGAUGAUGAAGAUGAGGAUGAUGAUGAUGGGUGGAUAACGCCUAGUAAUAUUAAAUCUGUGAAGGAAAAGAUGGGUGGAGGUGAUGUAGAGAGAGCAGAAGUUCAAGUUGGUUGUUUGACUACUGAUUUUGCAAUGCAGAAUGUAUUGAUACAAAUGGGUCUCAGUGUGGUAUCAGUGGAUGGGAUGCUGAUCAAGAGAGCAAAGAGUUUUGUACUCAGAUGUUUUGCUUGCUUUAAAAUUACAACCCAAGUAGAGAAGACAUUUUGUCCCCAGUGUGGUAACAAAACACUCACUAAGGUUUCUAUGACGGUGAAUGAUGAUGGUUCCAUUAAGUACUUCCUGUCCAAGAGGAGGCGCAUGAACUUGCGGGGAACCAAGUAUUCAUUACCUAUGCCAAAGGGAGGUAAGCAUGCUGCCAAUCCACGCCUGGUUGCAGAUCAACCUUCGGCACAGAACAGAAUAUCAAAUAAAGCUCGUGCAAAAAUGGACGUGUUUGACCCAGACUACAUUGCCAGCAGCUCUCCGUUUGCUGUUAACGACGUCACAAGUAGAGCAGCUCAGCUGGGCAUAAGGUCACAUAAAGGUCAGACACACUACUGGGAACGAAAAAACCCAAAUGCUGUGAAAAAGAAUAGACGAAAAUGAUAAAAUAACUAAGAUAUUGGUAGUGAAUUUGUCUAAUAAAGAUCUGUGCAAGUGGAAAAUAAAUUAGUGAAACACA